Gryllus bimaculatus (two-spotted cricket) is the source of this 332-nucleotide messenger RNA. The record is from the annotation of a GenBank genome assembly. NCBI's taxonomy places the organism in Eukaryota, Metazoa, Arthropoda, Insecta, Orthoptera, Gryllidae.
AAUGAUUUCCAAUUCCAAAUUUAUUUUCUGCUCACCCAGCCCAUUUCCAAUUGACACCAAGAGAUAAUAAAGAUGUAAUUCUGAUUGCAAUAAUGACGAAUACAAUGCAGCCACAAGUUCAUACAAUGCAGCCACAAGCCACAGGACGCAUCAUCCACAAUUGCAUCCAAGUCUUUCAUGCAAGGGAAAUUUCUGCCAGAAAUCUUGGAAGAAAGGAUCAGCUGGAAUGUAAAGCUGCUCAACUAAAGACGACAGUGGCUUUAAAAUAUAAAAUUAAACAAAACUUUAUAUUUACCACAUUUUCUUCUUACAAUGAAAGGAUGAGAAAGUAA